GGGGUAUUGUCUCCUUGUGUGAUUGCUGGCAUUAUCACCAUCAUCCCAAACCAUUUUUUUAACCUGACUUUCAGUCAUGUUUCACAUCACAGUUUGCCACAUUGUUGUUACUAUUAUUGUCUUAUAUUUACUUUGUGCGCAAGAGAUUCACUUGAGUGAAUGAAAUCAUUGGGAUACAUGAAGCACGCUCAUAGAAACUCCACAUCUUGCUGUUGCAGGGCAUGGACUUAGUCACUGUCUCUGUUAAUCUUACAGUUUCAGAUCGGUCCUUCUCAGCGAGAAUACAGACAGGAGAAGGGUUAGAAGGCAGAGUCAAACCACCUCCUGGUUAAACUCAUAUCCAAUGUAAGAAGAAAAAUCCAGGUCACAAACAGCAACAAUCGAUUGCUUCAGUGAUCUGGAGUGACAGGAAGACUCCUCGUUGACUCAGUAAGUCUUCUGUACCACCAGCUUAUUCUUGGGAUGGGGCUUGGAAGGAACACCUUGGUCUCCUUGCUUCUGGAUAGCAAGAAAUCCUACCCUACGAGAGGAAGUUGAAUACUGUCGCUAUCUUGUCUGGAGACCACUGGUUCAAAUAACAGCCGAUCCAGGAGCUAGCCAGCCUCUAUGUGGAUGUUAUAAGUGCUUUCCAAAGUGGGUCAUUUGGAGUGGGCUCUAUAUUUUAAGGGGAGAUUAUAUCUUUGACAUUGGACUUUUUUUUUUUCUUUUUUCCACUAAACUUCUGUAUCAUCUGCGGAAUAGUCAUGGAAUUGGAAAUUUCUUAGUUUUGUGCCUGUGACCUAGUACCUUUUUAAUAUUUCUAUUUUUCCCUUCGUCCUGAUCAUAUUAACAUGUAUGAGAUGGAAAAGCAAGGAUUGUUUAGUGUCCUGUGUUACCUGAUGCUGAACACACCCCUGUUAUUUAGUGUCAAUGCCACAUUCACUGAAGUCCCCAAAGAUGUGACUAUAAGGGAGGGUGAGGAUAUUGAGAUGCCUUGUGCUUUUCGGGCCAGCGGAUCAACAUCUUUCUCAUUGGAAAUCCAGUGGUGGUACCUUAAGGAGGCAACCAGGGAAAUGGCCCAAGAAUUAGCCAUCAGUGCCCCUGGGAACAGAAAUAAGGUCACAGCAAGCAAGGAUGCCACUAAAAUCAGUACUGUUCGAGUUCAAGGCAACGACAUCUCCCACCGACUGAGGCUGUCCAAUGUGAAGAAGCAGGACGAGGGGGUGUACGAGUGCCGGGUGUCGGAUUUUGGGGACGACGAGACUCAGGAACACAAAGCUCAGGCCAUGCUCCGGGUCAUUUCUCGCUUCUCACCGCCAGAUAUACAGGCCGCCGAGGCAGUAUCGCACAUUCAGAGCAGCGGGCCCCGUAGGAACAACCCCAGCAGCAGAGCCACCCCAGAACCCGGCAACAAACGCCCCGCGCCCCGGGGAGAUCAUUUGGCCCCAUCUCCCUCCACCGCAGCCUCCUCCUCGGCUUCCCCCGCUCCUGGAAAAGCAGCCAUCCUGCGGCAGCAGCACGGGUCAGGAACCGGACCCAUUUUUGCCAAUGAUCCAGCCCUUUACAUGUUCUUGUUGAUAUUUCAUCAGCUUGUAUACUUACUAUUGAACCACUAAUGGACCACUUGUUGAAUCAUUCCCGAAUCAACCAAACAACCAUAGGAUCCUAUUAAAACCCCUUACUGACAGCUGCAAAUAUAAAGAAGGACUGGAAAAGACUGAAAGAAGCAUGGCAAACCACUUCACGUGAAGAAUUACAAAAAAAAUAUUUUUGGAGAACUUACACAAAAAUUACACAACCCAAAAUAAAUGCAUCUAGUUUCCAAAAAGUCUGGUUAAAGCCUUGCUAUGUGCAUGGCAUUUAUGAUUUCUAAAAUGUAAUUUAUCAGGCAUUUCUUUCCAAAAUCUCCUUGUUAUUCUUUUUGCACGAACUGUUGAGCAGUUAUUUUUAUGACAAUAUGUAAAUUUAUUCCGUUUAAAGACCUUCUAAAGAAGGUAAUAUUUUUAAGUAGAAUGUGUUUAAAUGUUUUGGGUUACUUCUUCCUGUUAUUUUUUUAUUAAAUUAUUUCUUUCCAGUUUGUUUGGUUUUUUUUCAAAUUCCAAGGCACACGUUACCAUCCUUAUUAAUCACGUCAAUAAUAUUUAUUUUUCAAUAAAGAUUGGAAACAAGGUAAGACAAUUUGUUUAUAAAACUGUAUUGUAUAAUGCUGAAAACCAGUUGAAUAAAUGAAUUUUGAAAUAA
Xenopus laevis (African clawed frog) is the source of this 2220-nucleotide messenger RNA. RefSeq names its product V-set and transmembrane domain containing 2B S homeolog (gene vstm2b.S). The transcript is spliced from 6 exons. The record is from RefSeq and is a predicted model, not a curated record. Bases 831 to 1595 code for a protein of 254 amino acids. Gene Ontology annotation, cellular component: membrane. Lineage: Eukaryota; Metazoa; Chordata; Amphibia; Anura; Pipidae.